Prunus armeniaca (apricot) is the source of this 1920-nucleotide messenger RNA. NCBI's taxonomy places the organism in Eukaryota, Viridiplantae, Streptophyta, Magnoliopsida, Rosales, Rosaceae. The record is from the annotation of a GenBank genome assembly.
AUGAGUUCUUCGUUGUCGUUAAAGACGGUGAGGCAGCUGCAGGUGGCGUCUCCGGUCCCAGCAGACAUAGACAUUGCCAAUUCUGUCGAGCCUUUCCACAUCUCUGAGAUUGCCAAGGACCUCAAUCUCAGUCCCAAGCACUAUGAUCUUUAUGGAAAAUACAAGGCCAAGGUUCUUUUGUCUGUGAUUGAUGAGCUGAAAGGAUCUGGUGAUGGGUAUUAUGUUGUGGUUGGAGGAAUUACACCUACCCCUCUCGGAGAAGGCAAGUCUACCACUACUGUUGGACUCUGUCAAGCUUUGGGUGCUUUUCAGGAUAAGAAGGUUGUUACUUGCCUUCGUCAACCAUCACAAGGACCAACUUUUGGAAUUAAAGGGGGUGCAGCAGGUGGUGGUUACAGUCAAGUGAUCCCAAUGGAUGAGUUUAAUCUUCACCUAACAGGAGAUAUUCAUGCAAUUACAGCUGCAAACAAUCUUCUGGCUGCUGCCAUUGAUACUCGGAUUUUCCAUGAGGCAACCCAAUCAGAUAAGGCUCUAAUGAACCGGUUAUGCCCACCAAACAAAGAAGGGAAACGGAGCUUUAAUGACAUCAUGUUUAGACGUCUGACGAAGCUUGGCAUCUCCAAGACCAGUCCUGAGGAUCUUACCCCAGAAGAAGUUAAGAAAUUUGCUAGGCUUGAUAUUGACCCAGAUUCUAUCACAUGGAGAAGAGUAAUGGACAUAAAUGACCGGUUCUUGAGGAAGAUUACAAUCGGUCAAGGCCCUGAUGAGAAAGGGAUGGUGAGAGAAACAGCAUUUGAUAUUUCAGUUGCCAGUGAAAUAAUGGCAGUUUUGGCCCUUACAACUUCUCUAGCAGAUAUGAGGGAGAGGCUUGGGAAAAUGGUGAUUGGAAACAGCAGGGCUGGUGACCCUGUAACUGCUGAUGAUCUUGGCGUAGGAGGUGCAUUAACUGUUUUAAUGAAGGAUGCUAUUAACCCUACAUUAAUGCAGACUCUUGAGGGGACCCCGGUUCUUGUUCAUGCCGGUCCUUUUGCAAACAUUGCGCACGGGAAUUCCUCUAUUGUGGCUGAUAAGAUUGCACUGAAACUGGUGGGACCAGGUGGGUUUGUGGUCACAGAAGCUGGGUUUGGUGCUGAUAUUGGUACUGAGAAGUUCAUGAAUAUAAAAUGCCGGUAUAGUGGUUUAACACCACAGUGUGCAAUUAUAGUUGCAACCAUAAGGGCAUUGAAAAUGCAUGGUGGUGGGCCGGAUGUUGUUGCUGGGAAGCCUCUUAACAAUGCCUAUAUAACUGAGAACGUGGCUUUGGUUGAGGCAGGCUGUAUAAAUUUGGCCAAGCAUAUUUCAAACACUAAAGCCUAUGGUGUGAAUGUUGUUGUUGCUGUGAACAAGUUCUCGACUGACAGUGAAGCAGAACUAAAUGCAGUUAGAAAUUCAGCAUUGGCUGCUGGGGCAUAUGAUGCAGUUAUUUGUACUCACCAUGCCCAUGGUGGAAAAGGAGCGGUAGAUCUAGGGAUUGCAGUCCAAAGAGCCUGUGAGAAUGUUACACAACCAUUGAAAUUUCUAUACCCUUUGGAUUUUAGUAUUAAAGAGAAGAUAGAGGCAAUAGCCAGGUCAUAUGGUGCAAGCGGUGUUGAAUACUCAGAGCAGGCUGAGAAACAGAUUGAGAUGUACAGCAAGCAGGGGUUUUCUGGUCUGCCAAUAUGCAUGGCAAAAACCCAGUAUUCAUUCUCACAUAAUGCUUCUGAGAAAGGAGCCCCCACCGGAUUUGUCUUACCAAUAAGGGAUGUAAGGGCUAGCAUUGGGGCCGGAUUUAUAUAUCCUUUGGUGGGAACAAUGAGUACAAUGCCGGGUCUUCCGACUCGUCCUUGCUUCUAUGACAUUGAUCUUGACACCACCACCGGAAGGGUCAUUGGUCUUUCUUGA